AUGUAUCAAAGACGGCCACCACAGAAGCGCACAAUAUACGAGGACUUCCUGACCCCAGAGGAGGCGCAGAAACGCUUGGCAGAGCAAGACGAGAACUUUGUCAAGGGUACAUUGCGCAUCAAUGUCCGAAACUAUGAAGAAUCCUAUAUUGAUGACCCUCGUGGCAGUGAUUACAACGAUAUUUUGAUCUAUGGGAUGCCGGACAGGAAUCGCGCUUUGCACGGAGAUCUUGUUCUAAUUCAACUUUUCCCACGUAGUGACUGGAUGGUAAUUGAUUAUCUUUAUCAGCACUGGAAGGCGGAAUGCAGGGCGAAUCCAAUUCCGGAAGCUGGCGAUGCAGUGGAGGAAAUUAAGCGUUCCAUUCAAGCAUUGGGCCUGCAGAAAACUAGCUCGGAAACGAAAGCAAAUGCCACUCCACAAAGCGAAACUUCUCUAGCCUGCCACGCAACGGAUGCCCGGAAAGGAACGACCAGCGAGAGAAGACUCUUGAGCGAUUACCCGGGCAGUGCUCUGAUCCCCGAACGUUGUCUACAAAAGCGGGGAAAGGUGGUGCACAUCUUGAAAUGGAAGCACACGCGGACUGCCAUGGGACAGCUACGCCCGAUGAAGGACUAUAACACGAAUUGGGCUCUCUUUGCUCCAACUGAUUCACGUAUUCCGAGGAUGAUGAUUCCCGCUGUACAACUGCCCGACGAUUUCUUCACGCGAACUCAUGACUACGGAAAAUACGUGUUUUUGGCAAAAAUCCACGAGUGGCCAUCGACUUCACAAAUGCCACACGGGGCUUUGCUACAGCAAAUUGGGUUGGCAGGUGACAUCGAAGUUGAGACUGAAGGGCUUCUUUUUUCGAAAGGAGUUGACACCAGAGAAUUCACGCCAGAAUCACUUUCAUCCCUGCCCAUACAAUCACAGGAGGAAUGGAAGAUUGAUGAGUUCGAGUUUCGCUAUCGAAUCGACUUACGUGAGGAGACGAUCUUUACAAUCGAUCCACUUACUGCCCGAGACCUCGACGACGCCCUUCAUAUCAAGGCCUGCUCCGAUAUCGAUGGCAAAGGCACGCCAGGCUGGGAGAUUGGUGUACACAUCGCCGAUGUUGCUCAUUUCCUGCUCGAAGGAACCGAGCUUGACGAAUGGGCCAAACAGCGCGCCACGUCCGUGUAUCUCGUGCAUCAGGUGGUGCCGAUGCUGCCACGUCUUCUCUGUGAACAAUUAUGCUCAUUGAACCCUGGGGUUGAUCGUCUGUGCUUUUCCGUAAUAUGGAAAGUGGAUAACGACGCCACGAUCGUUGAUGAACGUUUUGCUCGGACAGUGAUUCGAAGCCGCUGCAAAUUGGCCUACGAGCACGCGCAGGAUUUCUUGGAUAACCCCGAGAAAUUGUUUGAAACAAGUGAGCUGCCGGAGCUAUAUGAUGGUUGCACGCCUGCUGAUAUUGGCGCCAAGGUUCACAUGCUAUGGGACGUUGCACAGAAACUGCGUGCAAAGCGAGUUGAGAAAGGCGCGCUCCGUCUCGACCAGCCGAAGCUGAAGUUUGCCCUGGACCGCGAGACCAAGAUGCCAACUGCCGUCGGUGUCUACCAAAUUCGAGAUGCGAAUCGUUUGGUCGAGGAAUACAUGCUGUUGGCUAAUACGAGGGUCGCUAUGAAAAUCUCCUCAACUUACCCGAACUUUUCUGUGCUACGACGCCACCCUGAGCCAAAAGCCAAGGUGCUCGCAGAAACGUUGGCGCUCUGUCAAAAUAUCGGAUUCCCGAUUGACGGCAGCUCUUCGAAAAUUCUGUCGAAGGAACUUAGAAAAUUCGAAGGGAAAAGCGAGGUCCAAGGAGCGAUUAAUCAAGUCUUAUCGCUGCUCAUGAUGCGCCCAAUGCAGCUGGCACAGUAUUUUUGCACGGGAAAGGCGGCCUCGGAAGAACAUUACUAUCAUUACGCCCUGGCUACCGCCUUCUAUACUCACUUCACAUCUCCCAUUCGGCGCUACCCUGAUGUGUUGGUGCACCGAUUGCUCGCAGCGGCAUGCGGCUACACAAAGCCGCCAGAGGUCCAAGAUCCAUCGGUGCUUGCCGAGAUAUGCUCCCAUUGCAAUGACUGUAAAACGAACGCAAAAGCUGUGUCCGACGAGAGCGCCGACAUGUUCUUUGGUCUUUUUGUUCAUCAUGCCGGCUCGAUCGAAGUGAAGGGAGUUGUCAUCGCGGUCUUGGAUGCUGCUUUUGACGUACUCGUCUUCAAGUACGGCAUCGUGAAGCGCGUCUAUACCAAUCAACUUCCUCUACUCGGCAACCCGUUCUUCAAGAAAGGCAAUCCAGCUCGACUGACCCUGCAUUGGAAGAACGAUUCGGGCCCACCAAUCAACCAAGAACUCACAAUCUGCUCGAUCGUUGACGUCGUUCUCAUUCCGUUAGAGGACCAGCCCACUAAAUACAAGGCAUUGAUCAAGCGGUCUACCACCAAGGGAUCCCCUGAUUUGCAUAGUCUCUACAAAGGAGGAGUCGAAUUCCUGCAGAAGCCAGAGGAUCAGCCCGCAUCUGAACGGCCGGCGACCCCAAUCGUUGAUGAUCUCCUAGCUGAAUCGGUGUAUGCCGAAUACGAU
Messenger RNA from Mesorhabditis spiculigera, 2583 nucleotides. The record is from the annotation of a GenBank genome assembly. NCBI's taxonomy places the organism in Eukaryota, Metazoa, Nematoda, Chromadorea, Rhabditida, Rhabditidae.